This is a messenger RNA of Cylindrotheca closterium, 1071 nucleotides long. The record is from the annotation of a GenBank genome assembly. Lineage: Eukaryota; Bacillariophyta; Bacillariophyceae; Bacillariales; Bacillariaceae.
AUGGCAUCCAAGAACCUUCUAAAGCCUUCAGGUUUGAGUGCGUUUCGUCGGUUCCUCCGAGAAGAAACACCAACGCUUCGAAAAUCUCCAGUACUCGUCAUCGCGAGUGAGUCUGCGGAUCACGGGGUGAAAACUCUAAAGGCGGUUGAAGAUGCAUGCCGAGCUGUGAAUUAUGUACUCACUCAAGAAAUGGGGCUCAGAAUCGUGCAGUCUUCGAUAUCUUCGGCAUUUCCUACGAUACAUGAUUUGGAGCAGAGAUUAGAGCUGAUUCGACGGACCGGGGCCUCAAGUGUCGUUGCAGUGGGUUCAGGCGCUGCCAUUGAUUUGUCAAAAGUUCUUCCACAUCAAAAAGAAAUCGAGCAUCUAAUGCUGGUCCCGUCUACAUCUGCUGCAAUGCUGGCGGCAAGCUCUUCACAUUCUCUGUUUCUUGAUAGUGUUGAUGAGGCCUUGGUUCCCUUUCCGUCUGCUUUGGGCACGCCACAAACCAACACAAAUAUCAUUUCUUUGGAACCAUCGUACUUAGCAUCGGCAGAACUAUCUCACGUCCUAUUUGCAACUCUGGCAAUAGUACUGGAUGCAUGCUACCGAAAAAGUUCUCAUCCGAUAUUGUUGGAAGCGGUACGGAAUCUUGUCGAAGUGCUCGGAAAUCCGGAUAAGGACCGUGAUCAUGCCACAGCACAAGAAUUAUUGUAUCAAUCCGGAAUGCUACUAUCGUACGGUCUUGGUCAAGAUGAUCGAUCCAUACCAAUCGCUCUGUCCUCGUCAUUGAUUCCUACUAUUUUCCCUCAUAUCCAUGUCCUGUCAUUCUUUGCCAGCUUGUUGCCUGGAAUUUGUGAGCUUGUCGACGAACAAGAUCACGAUGACGAAGCCGUCGUGAAGUUAGUGCAGAUGGUGAAGUCAAUAUCGCCAGAAUCAAUUCCUCAACUGGCAGUGAACGAUGCGAACCUAGAUGGAUUCUCUGUUCCUGAUAUGUCGCUAUCUCACAUUCAAAGCAAUCAAGCCCUAUGGAAAUCCUUUGAUGUUCCAAAUAAAGUCUUGCUGCAAAUACUGGAGCGAAGUGUCCAAAAAUAA